Angiostrongylus costaricensis is the source of this 408-nucleotide messenger RNA. The record is from the annotation of a GenBank genome assembly. Lineage: Eukaryota; Metazoa; Nematoda; Chromadorea; Rhabditida; Metastrongylidae.
AUGGAUCGAUCGACUGAUAGAAGACUUUGCGCUCAGUGUCAUACUUCCAUUGGUGACGAGGCAGUUGUUGCCAUGAAUCGUCUAUGGCACCCAGAUCAUUUCACAUGCACCGCAUGCAAACGCCCUAUCAAGCAAACUUACCAGGCUGCAGACAGUCAUGCAUAUUGCGUGCAUUGUUUCGCCCAGAAGUACAACCCAAAAUGUGCAGGUUGUAUGGAGACUUUGGUGGAUACGUGCCUAUUGGCUUUGGAUCGUCACUGGCACCCUCGUUGCUUCGCAUGCUCUUCCUGUAAUCGACCAUUACCCAAUGGAGAAUACUAUCUAGUGGACGACAAGCCGUACGACUUGGAUUGUCACUGGGCAAAACGACUCGAAAAACGGGAACAGAUGGAACGAGGUGAACGGUGA